Messenger RNA from Perca fluviatilis (European perch), 1422 nucleotides. Its product is annotated as deleted in malignant brain tumors 1 protein-like. The record is from RefSeq and is a predicted model, not a curated record. Gene Ontology annotation, cellular component: membrane. Lineage: Eukaryota; Metazoa; Chordata; Actinopteri; Perciformes; Percidae. The coding region runs from base 217 to 729 and encodes 170 amino acids. The transcript is spliced from 5 exons.
AGUGAUUGAUGAGUUGCUUUGGUGCUGCAGCUUUUGUACUUUGCAUGAUUUAGAGCUACAAUGAUUCAGUACUCUGUAAUUUUAGCUGAAAAAAACUUUAAAAAGAGGAAGUGUUCCGGGAAGGACUAGUAGUGUGCAGUCUUCUGUGAACCGCACUAUUAAGUUCAGUUUUCUGUCAUCUGUUCUAUCACUCAUAAAUGAUACAGAGCAGCCUUAAUGUCAGCCAUGGGGAGCAAACAACAGAGAAACCUUCACUAUUUGGCCAUGGUCUAUUUUCUCUUGAGUUCAACUUCACCUGCUGCAGAUGGUCAGAUCAGAUUAACUGGGUCUGGGACAACUCAGUGCUCUGGAAGAGUUGAAAUCUAUUACAACAACAUCUGGGGAACAGUCUGUGAUGAUGAUUGGGACUUAAACGAUGCUGAGGUGGUUUGCAGACAGUUGGGCUGUGGUACGGCACUGAGUGCCCCUCAUUCAGCACGCUUUGGUCAAGGAACUGGACAAAUCUGGCUUGAUGAUGUGGCCUGUUCAGGAAGUGAGAGGUCUGUAACUCUGUGUCAGCACAGUGGAUUUGGGACACAUGACUGUGGACAUGGGGAGGAUGCAGGUGUUGUAUGUUUAGGUUUCAGAUUGGCUGGGUCUACUCUGUGCUCUGGGCACAUCUGGGGAAAAGUCUGUGAUUGGGCCGCGGCCCACUUAAAUGUACUUCGCCAUUUGAGGUCCCACUCUUGACUUAAAUGGGAAAAAACUGCACACCAUAUGCAGGGAGACAAGCAUAUAAUCAGGUUGUAUUGAAAGUGUUCAGCUUGUGUUGCACCCUUUCAUGUGAGACUGCUUUCACAGCUUAAACUCUGGUAGUAAGCUGUGAAAGCUGGUAGUAAUGCACACUCUGGUAGUAAUGCACAGAAUGAUUGUUCAUAUAUUGUUUUAGUCUUGUUUGUCCGUAUUUAAUGUUUUAUUUGUUUGUAUCUGUCUAGUCCAUGAUAAUGUCCUGUAUAAAUGUUUUUGUCCCCAUGUGCCGAAAUUGUGUUCAAUGUUCUAUGUUGCUGCAGAACAGGAACCUGCUGGAAACCAGUUUUUAAACUCAGUCAGGCCCAUUUAUAUUGUAACUUAAUUGUUGCUUUGAAAUUUUCCUGUAUAAUAAAUGGAAUGAAUGAAUGAAUGAAGUCUUUUUCAAGCAAUCAAAAAAAAACUGUAAACACCAUGAAGGCUUUUAAAUAUGUACUAUUUAUUGGAUGUUCCAUCAGUCAGAGUUCCCAUUAUACCUCCUCAUUAUAUUGUUGUUAUGUUUCAGCACUCCUCCAAAAGCCCAGCAUCUCCAUGAAUCCUGCUGCUGAGGUUACCUGGGGUCAGAACGUCGGCAUUACUUGUUCUGUCUCAACUCAAACUCAACAGAUUUUAAGACCAACAUUUAUUUUGAAAAAG